Molecule: messenger RNA, 1532 nt
Organism: Galleria mellonella (greater wax moth)
Lineage: Eukaryota; Metazoa; Arthropoda; Insecta; Lepidoptera; Pyralidae
Product: translocon-associated protein subunit alpha
Exons: 5
Coding region: 150-992 (280 amino acids)
Cellular component (GO): endoplasmic reticulum membrane; endoplasmic reticulum
Source: RefSeq, a predicted model, not a curated record
UCGAGUUGGAGAAAGAAAAUUGGCAUUUUGCCUCGAGUUACUUUUUGCCGAUAGUACGUUUGUUGUACCAAGUGAAUGGUUUUUAUUUCACUCUGAUACUAACCUUUGUUUUAUCUAGUUAAAACUAUUAGGAUAUUUAUUAAAUCAACAUGAAAUUGUUAUAUUUAACAUUCCUGGUGCUACCUGCGGCUUUACUCUGCUUCCAGAGUGCUAACACAAUAUUAGCCAGAGCAGAAGAAGAUGAGCUUGAUGAUGUAGUAGAUAUUGAAGGUGAAGACAACCAGGUGGUAGGAGAAGAUGCCCUCGGUGAUGAUGAUGACUCUGUGGUCAAGUCCUCGCAAGAUGUAGACACAACUAUUUUAUUCACCAAACCAGUUCCUAACUAUGGAGACAAUGCAUUUGAUCUACAAGCUGGCUAUCCAGUUGAAUUCCUUGUUGGUUUUGUCAACAAGGGUGUUGAAGAUUACAUCGUGGAAUCAAUGGAGGCAUCCUUCAGAUAUCCUAUGGACUACACAUACUACAUCCAGAACUUCACUGCUCUGCCAUACAACCGGGAGGUGAAGCCGAAACAAGAGGCCACAUUUGCAUAUUCUUUCAUUCCCAACGAGGCCUUUGCGGGCCGACCGUUCGGUUUGAAUAUCCAGCUGAACUACAAGGAUGCUAGUGGCAAUUUCUACCAGGAGGCUGUGUACAAUCAGACAGUGAACAUAGUGGAGGUAUCAGAAGGUCUGGACGGUGAGACAUUCUUCCUGUACGUGUUCCUGGGUGCAGCAGCUGUAUUAGCGCUAGUACUCGGUCAGCAAGCUCUCUCGUCGCUCGCCCGCCGCCGUUCUCCGCGACCCGCUCAACGGCCGCUCGAGACAGGCACCGCUAACGAUGUAGACUACGACUGGUUGCCCAAGGAAGUCGUCAAUCAACUCAAAAAAUCUCCCAGAACGCCAAAACAAUCACCACGCGCCAGGAAAGCUAAGAGAUCAGCUGGCGAUGAUUAAUUUUAGAGUUCGCGUAUUACUGAGAACACAAAGCACUAACGCCAGGUUGCGUUUUGAGUGCGUGUGAUGCGAUUAAAAUAAGGAUAGACCCAUUAUUGACGAUGAUUAGUAUAAUUAGAGAAUUAUAAUACAGUGUAUUAUAAUUCUCGCAUUUCAAUGAUAAUUAAUAAUGUUAAAAAGUAGAUAAUAAUUCUAUUUAUGAAAAGGGAUCAACUUUUUUUUUUUUUUGUUGUAACAUAUUCGAAUAAGGAAGUAUAGAAAUAAACUAUGACUUUUUUUUUAUUUGUGUGAUUGCAAUAUUGAAGAAAAUUGUAAAUAAAUACUGUGAAUAUUCAGUGUGUGAAAAAUAUCAAAGAAAUGCACAAUUAUUAAGGUCUAUUCUUAUUUUAAUUGAGUUGCUGUGUAACAGACUGUGUGGUUUGUAGUUGCUAAGUGUGUGUGGGAGUAAAUUAUGGAACAAAUAGUGUUGAGAACUUUCUACCAACAUGUGCGAAUACAAGAAGACAUUAUUUAAUAAAAUGUUACAUUUUUAUUACUUUA